AUCCUCGGCCAGCGUAGCUCACGCUAAAAAAAAGAAAAGAAAAGAAACAGCACUGUGAUUAUGCAUUUUUGGCGAUGCUUGGUGUCGUAAGAGGUCUCCAAGAUGGCGACAAUCUGGACCUCUCGAGACAAAACAUAGGUGGCUGUUCAUUCAUGCCGAACUCUUUCAAGACACAACUUCAAAAACGGAUCAUCAGCAGUAACUGCGACCAGCUUUCGAAGAUUAAACUGACGAUCGCGUCGUGCAUCACAACCGAACAACAGCUCACAAGUCUGCGGAACGUGAUCAACUCCCACUUGAGGAUUGUGAAAAACCUAAUACAGCAGAGUCUACUCAAAACUCGGAUCACCGAGAUCACGAGGCUCUUUAACUCCAUUCACCAAAAGCGCGUCAGUUGUGAAGUGGACCUGAACGACUUCGUGCGAAAGGUGACCACGGGACAGAUCACAAGCACCACGUACGCGCACAGCAUCGUGCAGUCGAUGCACAGGAGGCACGUGAUUCCGCUGGACCGCAUCCUGGGUAAUGCGCACACCGUCAUAGGGAGCGUGGUCAGCUUAAUCCACAACGUGCUGGGGAACGUGAACCUGGGACACUUCUUCAACAUCCUCGGCAACCAUUUCGGCGGCUUCCGGAUUCCUUUCGGCAUCGCAUGA
Ixodes scapularis (black-legged tick) is the source of this 656-nucleotide messenger RNA. RefSeq lists its product as uncharacterized. The transcript is spliced from 4 exons. Bases 75 to 656 code for a protein of 193 amino acids. NCBI's taxonomy places the organism in Eukaryota, Metazoa, Arthropoda, Arachnida, Ixodida, Ixodidae. The record is from RefSeq and is a predicted model, not a curated record.